This is a messenger RNA of Symbiodinium necroappetens, 1022 nucleotides long. NCBI's taxonomy places the organism in Eukaryota, Dinophyceae, Suessiales, Symbiodiniaceae. The record is from the annotation of a GenBank genome assembly.
AUGGAUGCCGAUCAGCCGUUUGUUGUGUUGAGAUCUCAGCCUGGCAUCAAGGAUGUGGCGUCACAGGCCCCUCGAGAACCGCCACGCAUGAGUGCCCAACACAGGAGCCAAGAAGGGGACUCGUCCAACAAUCGCAAGUGGUCAGCUUUGGCGUGUGCUGCGGUAUGUGGUGCUGCGACCGUGAGACGGACAAAGCGCACGCAGAAGCGGCCAGUUGUCAGCCGUCAAGUUUACAAGGUUGAGAUAGAUGUCCCUGAUCCAAAAGAAGUCGAAAAAGAGAUUGAAACAAUUGCAGGGCCCACAAUUGCAAAAGACUUGCAACAAAUCGGUCGUGCUGCUUCUGAGAUGUUGCACUCGGCAGAGAAAGCACUCCCCAAAGUGACGCUUCCGUCGCUUCCCAAAGGGAUGUUUCCAGAAGUUCCUCCGGAGCUGACAGCGGCAGCAAAGCAGUUGGCCUCGAAAGUGGAGGCGGCUGUGGGCCCCAAUCUAACGGACCUCAGCAAGCUAGCCGCCACCCACUUGCCUCCGGACAUCGCCAAGGUCUUGCUGCAUCCGCAGGUGCUGGAGCCGGCCAUGAUGCCAGCGGGCGUGGGCGCUUUUGUGGUGUGGCUCCUGGCUUUGCGCAGGGGCCCACAGCCCUGGUUGGAGGAGCUGCCUCGUGAGUACGACUAUGGCCGGAUCACUGCCUACUGGCAGCGCAGGCCGUUCAAGCUCCUCACCCGCUUCGUAGAGGCUGGCAUCAAGGUCGGGGGGUUCCUGUUCGCCCUGAAGACCGACGAGUGGACCGGCGCGGAAGAUAAAAUGCGGCCGCAAAGGGCGAUCGAAGCCAGGGAGUUGAUCACCGAUCUCGGGGUGACCUUCAUCAAGAUCGCACAGGUUUGGGCGUCGCGCCCGGACAUUCUGCCCAAGGAGUACUUGAAGGAGUACGAGAAGCUUUUGGAGCAGGUUCGGCCCUUCGGCCGUGACCUCGCGCUGGAGACCUUGCGAAGGAGCGUGGACGGCAGCAAGGCGGCCAUCGACUU